AUGCCUGCGCCGGCCUGGUCCCGAGCACCCCACCCGGGAGGUGCAGGACUCCGCCGCGCGCCCACCAAUGGAGGGGCGCCCCGCGGCGCCGCGGGAAUCCGCCUUUGCCCGUGUGGAUUGAGCGUUCCGGGCCCGCAGGGCUGGGAGGACGGCGCGGGAGGAGGACGCGCGGGGCCGUCGCUCGGGCUCAUUUUCGGAUACCGGGUCAGCGCGACCCGGAGAGGGCGCGUGUGGCUCCGCAGCGCGGCGCGUCCCCGUCCCCGUCCCCGUCCCCGUCCCCGAGGGCGGCAAAGGGCCCCUCGUGUUCGCCGCCACCCUCUGCAGACUGGGUGCGGGAGGACCCCACGCCGCGGCGCGCCCGCCCCCGAGCUUGGGAACCUCGCGAGCCGCCCGGCUGAUUUCCGAAAGUCACCAGCAGAUGCGUCUGCCUCCCUGACCUGCCCGAAGGAGAUGAGCGGGUUCGAGGGCGACACCCUGACCGUGCGCUGCACCUACGGGGAGGAGCUCCGGACGCGCUCCAAGUACUGGUGCAGGGAGGGCGGGCUCAUCAUCUCCCGCUGCUCCAGAAAAAUCUCCGUGGGAGAGAACGGGCAGGAGGCCAGGCAGGGCCGCGUGUCCAUCCGGGACAGCCCCCAGGAGCUGGUGCUCACGGUGACCCUCAGGGACCUCACGCUAGCCGACUCCGGGAAGUACUGGUGCGGGGCCUCCAACGUGGGCCUGGGCUAUGCCUUCCCGGUCUCCCUGAAGGUCUUCCCAGGAGCAGAGAGACCCGGGGCAACCACCAGGGCCUGCUGCCCGCCCUCCCCCGCCCCCUCCUUCCGGCCCCCUCUGGCCGCCACCGCCAGCCUUCGGCCCAGGGCGGGAGCCCAGCCCCCGCAAGCCCCGGCACCGACUUCUCCUGACCGGCAUCCGACAGUCGCCGCCCCCCAGCAGGGGCACGGUGGGGUGGAGGCCUUGCCACACACAGAGACGGCCACUUCACGCCACACGGCCACCUCGAGCCACACGGCCACCUCUCCUCACGCUGCGGCCGCGUCUCCUCCUGCAGGGAGCUCCCGCCCAGCCGUGGUGCCUGACUUCUCUGCCACCGCCCCGGGGGACCCUGAUCCUGUCUCCAGCAGCCUCAGUUCCAUGCCCAGCAUGUACAUCCCCACGGCCCGCCAGCUGGCCCCAGUCCUGGUGCUCCUGUCCCUCCUGCUGGCUACAGGUGUCAUCUCCCUGGGUGCCCAUGUGCUCCGGGGCCGGAGGUCAGCUCUGCUGGCCUCAGGGACACCACGGGGUGAGAAGGUCCACUUCUCGGCAGCGGCCCAAGGGUGGGAGGAAGGCCCUGUGCCUUGCACGGCGUCAGAGGAGCCGGGCUGCCCCAACCCGGAGGUCAUCGCGGUGUAGCUGCAGACUCAGGGGCGUUGCGCGGUGGCCUUGCUCAAGCUCUCUCCAGCCCGCACCUGCCCUCCCCAGACUCGGGGGCCCCCACACUGAGCGACAUCCCCGGCCCUUUUAUUACUUUGAGGCAGGGUCUCCCUAAAUUGCUACUUUGUUCAGGCUGGGCGUGAACUUACAAUCCUCCUGCCUCGGCCUCCCAGAGGGCUGGGAUCAUGCCCGGUACCCGCGUGACCAAGAGACCAGGACACGGCUGUGCACCCUCACCUGGUGGGCAGGGCCCAGCAGUCACUCGCUGUCUCCCCUCCGACAAACCCCCACCCGCCCUCUGCCCUCCCGGGACCUCAGACCAGCACGGGGUGAGCCCUGACUUCACCCCAGGAUGAGUCUGUGAACCCCUGCACCUGGCCUUGGGGGAUGCUGAGCCCCACCGGGACCCCCAGAACCAUCUUGAGGUUGGGCCAGUGCCCAUCUCUUCCCCAGCCAGGGAACCCCAGACCGCCCACUUGAGGGGUCCACGCUGGGGCCCACCGGGGCUUCCUGGGGCAGGAUGGAAGAGCACCCAGAGACCACGCCCUGGAGGGCCGGGUCAAGAAGGAGAGCCAUAUAGAUGUGUUUUUUCUAUUUUCUCGUUGAAGGUGAGUGGGGUGCUCGGCGUACAAAGCUCAGAAAGCCGGGGAAAAAAACAGAAGGAAAGAAAGGGGCCCAGUCUCCCCUCCCCAGAGACAGCAGGUUCUGUGUGCUCGGGCCCAUCGUCCCCCGCGAGGUCUGCGGCUGUCCCCCCUUCAGGGUGAUGACCUUGUGCCCCCCUGUCCUCUCCUGCCCGGCCAUGGAACCAUGAGCUCCUCACCCUGCCUCACGCACCUCUC
Molecule: messenger RNA, 2249 nt
Organism: Chinchilla lanigera (long-tailed chinchilla)
Lineage: Eukaryota; Metazoa; Chordata; Mammalia; Rodentia; Chinchillidae
Gene: Cd300lg
Product: CD300 molecule-like family member g
Exons: 8
Coding region: 1-1389 (462 amino acids)
Cellular component (GO): plasma membrane
Molecular function (GO): transmembrane signaling receptor activity
Source: RefSeq, a predicted model, not a curated record